UUUUUUAACUGUUGAUUAUUUAUCUUUUUUCCAAUUUUGCUGCUUGUUUUCUGGUAAAAAACGAUGUUUGUCAUUGUGAUCAUGAAUUGAUUGGUGUUAGACUAUCAUUAAAAACCUGAAAGCACUGUAUGACCGGUUCGUCCCAGUAUGGGACUCCUCAGGAAUGCACAUUCACGAUCCCACACGCAGGACUCGGACUCAGGACUUUCGGUUUCGCGCGCAAACGAUUACCCUUUAAUCCACGGAGUCGGUAUUCAACAGUAUUAAUGUAUAACUUCAAUCAAUUCACAAUAUCCGGCGACCAUCUUCCAUUGUUUUUUUGUAGGUAACUAUCUCAUGCUCGCCACGGUUGAACUCUACUGGUCACGGCUUCUCCUGGAACUGCGAAACUUCUCUCUCGAAACUAGCCACUGGUGUACACUUGAUAAUUAUCAGUAUAGGUUUGUAGGGAUUGUUAAGCUUUCUUAUAUUUUUAUUGAGAUCAUAUUAUUAUUGUCCCGAAAAUAAUAACUAUGACGCUCAUACACUCGAACCAAAGAAUAUUAUGCAUUUAAUCUGCUCUAGAUAAUUUACCAAUAUACGUAUACGAUGGGCACUUCUAACUGUAAAUGUGUUUGUCUUUUAUUAAAGUUAAAACGGCUCACAAAUAAAUGGUUAUUUGUCUGUUUGUCAAUUGGGUUGUUUUACACAAAACUACUCAUUCGGUAAUUAAAAAAAUGCCUGUAUUUUAACUGUAUGCAAAAUUUGUAACUUUAUUUCCAAUUUUUUUAGAUAAAGACACAGACAUGAUUUAGGAUCUGAUAAAAUUAUAUAUGUUGACUAUAGCUGCUAUAGUUUGUAUCAUCCUGCUGGACAGUGAAAAGAAAUUGACAAAAUGAAAUUCAAAGGGAUGAUACUAAUGUACCCUAACUACAGUAGAAAAAAUAGAUGUGAAAUGAGAAACGGUCUGUGACAGUGAAUAAAAUACACUUAAUGAUUCCAUAUUUUUGAUAUAAAGAAAAAUGACAAAUGCGUCUGUACUACUGACCAUGGCUAUUCUGUGAACCUCAGUAUGGAAACUUUCAUAUAUUAUGCUGGUCAAAGCAAUAAUUGGUAACAUUGGAAAUCUUAUCUGUUUUGGUUUAAAAUUUUCGCCAACUUACUGUUCUCCUAGCCAGCUAAGACUGCUUGAUUAGACGUUUGUAAGAGUUUAUACCGACCCCAUCAGUUGAUUUGCCAUCUUGAUCUAGUUUUAUCCGACUGGAAUCAGGACUACUCACCUGGUGACUUCAAAAUGUUCGAACAAUUCCUUGAAAACACCUAUGAUUUAAUACUUGCAAUAUACUUAUGUCUACUUUAAAAUGAACUCAUUUUGUUGGUGAGAUAGUUUAUCACUGAUAAAAAUAAACGAAACAUCAUAAUUUCAAUUGACUCAUGAUCUCAACAAUUGAAAUUACUAAAAUCUCCACAAAACGCCCUUCUAAAACAUAAAUGUAAUCUCCGUUUUGUUGAUGCUUUAAAAAAAGUACACACAAAAACCCGCUUACGUAUUCGUAUGGAUUAAAAAAGUUUUUACAUAAAGCCCUGUCAAUUAAUGUUCCAUUUCCCAGCCCAGUUUAUCAUUCACAUUAUCCUAGCUAGUUACAUUUUCUCUUUCACAUUUACAGUCAUGAUCAAUAAUCAAACAACUUUGAAUUUUUAAUUUUCUUUAUGAAAUCAAUCACUAGCUCCUUUUAAAUAGGACUUGGAUUUUUAUCACAUCACAGCAAGAUUUAUGAGAAAUGAAAUAGAUCCAUUUAGUUGAUUAAUUAUUCUGUUGUGAAAUAAUAUACCUAUGUUUACUGCGUAAUCAACACUCGUUAUUCAAAUGUAUCUACAAACUCUACAAAACUUAUUUCUCUCUAUAAUCCCAGUAUUUCCGAUUCGGAACCACAAUUCCUGUAGUUUAUAUUAUGACUCAACUUCACUCAGACAACCAAUAGUUCUCAACAUAUUUCCCAUAUUAGCACAUAAGUGAUGAGGUAUACUAGAAGUCACUUGUAUUCAAGAAACAAACUAAACUGUAGAGACUCAUUGUUACAAAUGAUAUCCCAGAUCACUGUUACUGAGAUCGUAGUUACUUUAUACAACCCACAUUCAUCAACAGUCAUUUGAAAGUUUUCAUAUUGAAAAUGUUGUUCAGAAAUCACACUAUCGCGUUCAUGUGGGAAAUAUUGUAAUAUUUUGUCCUGAUUAUACAUUUAGAUCCUCCAGUCUUCUGAACUAGCCAUUCUGUUUUGGGGCUGCUUUGUGUAAAUACUUAUGAUUUGCUACUGGUAGCCAUAAUACACAAUCAAAGUGAAAGUUUCAUUAAAUUUAAAGUAAUUUUUAAAGUUAUAAAUUAACCAAUAAUGUAACUCGUUUCCCAUGUGCUAAUUAAUAUACUCGGUUUUGUAGGAUAUUCUCUGUGUAAUAAGAGCUAAUGAUACUGCCCAUUUGCACUAAAACACAGAAUGAGGUGAGAGGCAGAUCUAACGGAUGAGAAAUCCUAACCCUCUAACUGCUAACUCAUCAGUCUUAACCUGCGCGAAUUAUAUCACUAAAAGUCCUUCAUAAAUCAAGUUUAUGAACUUAUCAACCAUGUAUUAUGCUUGAUUGUUAAUAUAUCGCCGCCAUCUAUGCUUUGAAAGCAUAACUUUGUAGUGAACAAUUAAGGUACUUGCAUUUAUAGUCUAUUUUACUCUGAAAAGUAAAUUAUUCUCGUGUCAUUUCUUACCAUUUUUGUUACCAAUGACUGUUAACUUGAUAAUAUCACGGACUAUUAUACCUAAUAUUUUAUGGUUGGACAAAGUUCGUUAAAUCUUCACUGCAAUAUCGAAGCUUAUCUUAUGCUCAGUAUCAUCUGAUUUUAAAUUUAACUGCAGUGGCAUACUAUAAUUUUAUUUCAAUAUGUAUAUUGACGAAUAAGGAUAGCAAAUAUCUGAGAAAUGAUACCAAUAAUUAUCUCAGUUACAACAAUCUCACAUUCCCGUGAUAUUCCCAAUAAUUAAUUACUUCCCAGAGUAGAGUAUCAGCUUGACGAUAACCACAUUAUUUUUCUGCGAACACUAUCAAUGUCUGUCGAUUUUAUUGUUUUUUCUGCAGUGGCCACAUCUAGCCCAAACGCUGUUCUUAUUCGAACGUCUAGUUCUGGUUGCCUCACAGUUAUUAAUCCAUCAGGUACAACUAGUGAAUUAUCUCAUAUUAAUUCUGGACAACAUUCACUACACGGUGCUAAUGACAAUUCAUCAUUAUCUAUUUCUUCAACAACCGUGUCUAAACCUGUUCUCACAGUAAUACCAAAUCCCACGGGAACACAAACAAAAAUUAUCCGUCCAAGUUUAGCUCAGUCACCUAAAGUUGGUCUUAUUCCUAAUAGUCAACUUCAAACACGAUCCAAUGUACCAGUCACUCAACAGUAUCAACCAAGACCAACUAUACAAUCAAACCCUACACCUGUAAUUUCAAAAGUCCAAAGUUUCGCACAAGGUGAAGUACUACAAAUAUCUGAUAAAGACAAUAAAGUACCUGAAACGUCUACUACUUCUAACACUACCACUACUACUACGACUACCUCUACUACUAGCAAUAAAAAAGGUGGUGAAGUGAAAUCUUCUGAAGUUCAAGCUCAAAUUGUCAGCGGUCUAACUGAUAUAGCGAAUCGUUACUUAUCAACUGUAAAACAUGCAAUUCAAUUGGCAUCUAAAAGACCGGAAGCUGCUGGUUGUGUUCGAAAAUAUAUUAAAUUAAAAGAUAUUUUAGAACAUCCAGAGGCAAAUUUAAAUGUACUAUCAUUUGCACAACUUCCAUUAAUUGAAAAAUUAUUACAUGAGAUAGAACGAAAUCCAAUGCAUUUAGUUGAAGAGCAUCUUCAACGUCAAGCUAAAGCAAACGCUGCAAUUUCUUCUCAUGGUACAUCAUCGUCAUCAUCAUCAUCUACAAACACUAGUAAAAUCAGUACAAUAGGUCAUAUGCAAUCACAAAAACAAGAUAGUCAACAACAACAGUCUCAGCAGUCACAACAAAUUUCACGUCAUCAUUUGAAUCAACAAUCGUCCCAGUCACAUUCUGUUCCAGCUUCGAAUCAACAAAAACAUUCAACUGUUAUUAGUCAACAGUCAUUAAAUCAUUUUCAAGUCCCGACUACUAAUUUAAACACACUUCUAUCUCAACCUUUCGAUGCUCCAAGUCCAACCGGUGUAGUAGACAUUCAGCAACAAGGUAUUCAGCCUCGACCACCUACUCAUUUCUCACCAGCUGGUAUAAAUCCCACUAUCUCAAGUACUCAAAGUUCUGAUAUAUCAACCAAAACAUCAACAGCUGUAUCAGGAUCAGUUGUGGAACAUGGUCGAUUGACACAUCCUAAUCGUGUUACUACAUCAGCUUCUCUGCUUGGAUCAUCUACUCAAAGUAAUACUGAACCAACAGGAUUUUAUGCUAGUUUACAGUUAUUAGCUACAGAAUUCGAGAGAAUGUCUGACCGUAUGUCACAAGAUCAAGCUUAUUCUCGUCGAAUUUCCAGAGCGAUUCAUGAAAUUUCACUGGAGACGAAAUCGUUCAGAGAAAGUAUUGGAUUUUGUCUACCUCAAGAUACAGAUCAAUUUGUUGGGCAUAAUAAUAAAUGUACCCUAACAACUGUUGAUGAUUAUUCGAAUAAAACAAAUCUAUUAAUUACAACGUCUAAUUUAACUGGUAACAAUGAUAAUAAUGAUACUGUUUUGAAUUCAUUAAAACGUAAACAUUCUUGUGACGAUGAUGAUAGUAACAAUAUCAGUCAACCAAAUACCACUGGGUUAAAUUCUUUUGUGAAAUCGAAUGAGCAAAUAGAUGAACCAAUAAUUAAUAAUACUGUGUCAUUGUCCCCGUCAUCUUCAUCUUCAUCAGUGAAUGAAUAUGAACCGAAAGCGAAGAGAGUAUGUGUUAGUUCCGUAUCUGGAAAUGAAAAAAAUGAAAAAUCCAAUUCGCAUAUACAACACCCGGCAUCGAUUAAUACUACUACUAGUAGUAAUAGUAAUUCGGAUGAAUUACAAACACCCACACUAUUAACUGAUAAGGAUGGUGCUGGUAUUUUCUUACCUACGUUGUCUUCACCGUUAUCAUCGUCUGUAAUUAAAACUGACCAUCAGGGGUUAAACGGUUCAUCCGAGAAAUUGUUUUUACAAACAAAUAUAGUGUAUAAUCCAGAAUCUGAUCCAUUAGAACAAUUUCCUACAGAUCAAUUAAAUCGAUUGAAUCCAAAAAUUCUCAUUGAAAUAACUAAAUUACAAGCAUUAAAUAUUCAAGUUGAAGGCAAUUCACAUCCCCCAUGUAUUGAUGAUAUGGAAAGUUACGCUACAUGUUUAGAUGCUGGUGAAUGGAAUACAAGUUGUCAUUUAAAAUUAACUUAUUUAGAUAAGGCACGUUAUUUACCAUGCGAAUUGCCAGAGUUCUAUAUUCGAUUAACUCCAGACUAUUUACAAACUGGUCAAUUAAAUUGGUAUUACUUACCAAAAUUGAAAUUUCUAUCUUCAUUAAACAAUCCAAAUAAAGAUAAUGUAAAUCAUUUGGAGAAUUCUGAACGAUAUUUAAAUUUAUAUUAUGAUGAAUUAAAUAAACAAUUUGAUCGAAUGAAACAAUUAACAGAUCAUCGAAAGAGUUUAGUAAAAAUUGGUAAAACGUGGACCAGUGUCAUCUGUGCAUCAAUGGCUCGUUUUUAUAAAUUUGAUCAUAAUUUGUUAAUAAUUACAACUAUCAAAUCAACUCAACAAAAUAGUCAAUUAGUUUAUUAAAUAAAAUGUGAUAUCUAUAUAUACAUUCAAUAUGUUUUGAAAAUAACAAACAUGAGUAUAAAAUAUAUCUUUGUUUAUUUUAAUGAUAAAAUGUUAUAUCAAUUGAA
Molecule: messenger RNA, 5872 nt
Organism: Schistosoma curassoni
Lineage: Eukaryota; Metazoa; Platyhelminthes; Trematoda; Strigeidida; Schistosomatidae
Source: the annotation of a GenBank genome assembly